Messenger RNA from Thamnophis elegans (Western terrestrial garter snake), 11198 nucleotides. RefSeq names its product pecanex 1 (gene PCNX1). Lineage: Eukaryota; Metazoa; Chordata; Lepidosauria; Squamata; Natricidae. The record is from RefSeq and is a predicted model, not a curated record. Gene Ontology annotation, cellular component: membrane.
GGAGGAGGAGGAGGAGGGGAAGACGGAGGACGGGGGGGUGGCUCUUGUGGCUGUCGCGAGGCUCAGGCUGUGGAGGCGGCGGGCAGUUGUGCCCGGGCUCGCAGGACGGGUAGAAGGAAGAGGGCUCGGGGCUGGCAGGACCCGAGCUGGGGCCAGGCCGCCAUGGGCUCUCAGGUGCUGCAGAUCCUGCGCCAGGGUGUGUGGGCGGCUUUGAGCGGCGGCUGGUACCAAGACCCGCACCAGGGCUCCGGGGUCAACGCGUUGCACCUCUACCUGUGGCUCUUCCUGCUCGGCUUCCCUUUCACGUUGUACAUGGCUCUUCCUUCUUCCAUGGUGAUAGUAGCAAUUUACUGCCCAGUGAUAGCUGCUCUCUUCAUUGUCCUGAAGAUGAUAAACUACCGUCUUCACAGAGCUCUUGAUGAAGGUGAGAUUGUGGAGAGAAAUGCCAGUGAGCAAAUGGACAGGAGUGCAAAAGCAGAACAGAAUAACUCUUCUACCAAGAGAAGGGACAGUAAUGGACCCAGUGAUCCAGGCGGAGGGAUUGAGAUGUCAGAGUUUAUUAGAGAAGCCACACCUCCAGUAGGAUGCAGUUCCCGAAAUUCUUUUGCUGGCCUAGAUCUAAAUAACCAGAUUGGAUCAGGUUUAUCUCGUCAUGGAACUGUAGCUACCAUUAAAGGUGAUACAGAUACUGCAAAGACUUCUGAUGAUAUCAGUCUGAGUCUUGGCCAGAGUUCUAGUCUUUGUAAAGAAGGGAGCGAAGAGCAAGAUUUGGACAGCUGAUCGGAAGACUUUCAUCUGGUCUCCGUUGAUUCCUUUGUAUCCAUUCAGCCCUCAUUGUCAACUGCACAGGAGUUAUCAAGAGACAGUACUGAUAAAGUGUGCCUUCCUAAUCAGCAUAUAGAUCCUUCUGUGUCUAAUGCAUGUGAUACUGAAAUGGCUUCUCUUGUCCCUUUGCAUUCACACUCCUACAGGAAAGAUCAUAGGCCACGAGGUGUGCCAAGGACUUCCAGUUCAGCUGUUGCAUUUCCAGAUGUAUCACUAAAUGACUUUCCUCUCUAUCAGCAAAGGCGGGUGGAUACUGUCAGUGAAUUAGAAGCUUGCAAGCCUCGAACAGGAUCCAAAGAAUCAUUAGCUGAGAACUCAUGUCUCUCUGGUGUAUUUCAACUAGAUGAUAUUCUAAAAUGUAGCAGUCCACAGCUGCUAGUCAAAAGCAGCAGGAGUAAAUCUCUACAAGCAGAUAAAAGUGUUGAUAGCCUGAGAAGCCUGAGUACAAGAAGUAGUGGCUCAACAGAGAGCUAUUGUAGUGGGACUGACCGUGACACCAUCAGUACUGUCAGCAGCUAUAAAAGUGAGCAGACAAGUUCUACUCAUAUAGAAAGCAUGUUGUCAGACCAUGAGGUGUCACCUAAAGAAGAGAAAAAAAGGCAGCAAGAAAAAGACCAUGCUCUUGAUUCUGAGGACUGUCACAUUGCUACUAACAAAAGGACGAGCAAGGAAAGAACUAUAGUUGAAACUAAUACCAGCAGUUGCAUUCAAGUAGAAGAAUGCCUGAAUGCAUCAGAGGAGAUGCACAAUCAGAGGGCCCUUAGUACCUCUGCUUCAGAAGAAGCAAAUAAGAAUCCUCAUGCUAAUGAACUAACAACACAAGCAGAACAGUCUCCCGGAAACCCUACUGUGAAGAGAGAUGAACAUAAAGAGAAAUCUUCUGUGGUUGACUCAAGAACUUUUAAGGAAAUGGUAGAAAAGCAGAAGGAGGGGGAUGUGCGUCCUAAAUCCUGUAGCUUAAUCCAUCGGACAGCUUCAGCUCAAAAAUCCAGCAGGAGAAGGACAGGGAAAAAACGUGCGAGUAGUUUUGACACAAGUCGACACAAAGAGUAUAUUUCCUUCCGAGGGGUAUCUGCUACCAAGCCCCACAGUGCAGGUUUUUGCCACGAUGAAGACUCAAGUGAUCAAAGUGAUUUGAGCCGAACUUCAAGUAUGCAGUCAGCCCACCAGUUCAGCAGUGAUAGCUCUUCCAGCACAACUUCUCAUUCAUGCCAGUCUCCUGAAGGAAAAUUCAAUGCCCUAAAGACAAAAUAUAUUGCCAAAGAGAGAGGCACAGACUUGGAAAAUUCUUACAAAAUUCACUUGGGCACUGAUGCAAUUGUCAAAAAGCAUUCAACCCGACAGACUCAUAGUACACACGGUGCCAAGAGUCGUACCAGGGUAAGCUUGGAUAGUGGUGCAGUAGCCUGUUUGAAUGAUCCAAAUCUAAUGAUGCCAGAUACAAUAAAACAACUAACAACUUCUAAAUCUGACUUAGAGGAAGAGGGAGAGGUGCUUGAUGAGCUAUCUCUGUUGGGAAGGGCUUCACAACUAGAAUCAGUCACUCGCUCUAGAAAUAGCUUACCAAACCAGCCUAUGUUUACUGAAAGAGACGAUCAGGAGAAGGGAAGCCUUGCAGCACAAGCCAAUGAGGAAGCAGUCACAGUUCGGCGUGAACGCAGCACAUUUAGGCGUCAGGCAGUACGGCGCCGUCACAAUGCAGGGAGUAACCCUACCCCUCUUCAUUGCUCAUCGGCUCUCCCUCAGGUAUGCCUUCAAGAUGUUCAACAAGGGCAGCAGUCCAGCCAAGUCAAAGUCCAGUCACGCCCCCAGUCCCAGGCAGCAGUGCUCAGCGCUAGCACCUCCUUGCUGGUGAGAAAUGGGAGUGUCCAGUUAGAAGCAACACAUGACAAUGCAUCUGCUGUCGGCAGCAGCAGUUUGCACAAUGAACUUGGUAAGUUCAGUUCCACACUCUAUGAGACGGGGGGCUGCGAUAUGUCGCUUGUGAAUUUUGAGCCAGCUGCAAGAAGAACAUCUAACAUCUGUGAUACGGAUUCUCAUGUAUCAAGUUCUACCUCAGUUCGUUUUUACCCACAUGAUUUACUUUCCCUCCCUCAGAUCAGACUGAACAGACUGUUGACCAUAGAUACCGAUCUUCUGGAGCAUCAAGACAUGGACCUAAGUCCUGAUCUGCAGGACCAUUUACAACCACAAGAGGAGCCAUCACAAAAAGUGAAACACUAUUAUCGCUUUUGGAUCUUACCCAAAGUCUGGAUUGGUAUCAAUUUUGAUAGAUUGACUCUUUUGGCUUUGUUUGACAGGAAUCGUGAGAUCUUGGAAAAUGUACUAGCUGUCAUUCUAGCUAUCCAGGUGGCUUUCCUAGGUUCUGUACUCCUUAUAGAAGGCUUCUUCAAGGACAUAUGGGUCUUCCUUUGUUUGGUGAUUGCCAGCUGCCAGUACUCUUUGCUGAAGAGUGUUCAGCCAGAUUCUUCAUCACCUCGACAUGGUCAUAACCGAAUCAUCGCCUACAGCAGGCCUGUUUACUUCUGUAUAUGCUGCAGUCUCAUUUGGCUAUUGGAUUAUGGCAGCAAGAGCACUUUUACUGCACGGUUCCAACUAUAUGGAAUGGCUUUCACGAAUCCAAUAUUGCUGCUUUCAGCAAGGGACUUGAUAAUGGUGUUUAUACUAUGCUUCCCUAUAGUAUUCUUCAUUGGUCUGCUGCCUCAGGUGAACACAUUUGUGAUGUACCUCUGUGAACAAUUAGAUAUUCAUGUCUUUGGUGGCAACGCCACGACAAGCCUCCUUGCAGCACUCUACAGUUUUAUUUGUAGUAUUGUGGCCGUAGCGUUAUUAUAUGGAUUGUGUUAUGGGGCCCUAAAGGAUUCUUGGGAUGGUCAACAUAUUCCAGUGCUUUUUUCAGUAUUCUGUGGUACAUUAGUGGCAAUUUCCUAUCAUCUCAGCCGACAAAGUAGUGAUCCUUCUGUCCUUUUCUCUUUAGUGCAAUCAAAGCUUUUUCCUACUUCAGAAGAUAAAAACCCAGAAGAUCCAUUAUCUGAAGUCAAAGAUCCCUUACCUGAAAAGCUUAGAAACUCAGUGAAUGAACGUUUGCAGUCUGAUCUUGUUGUUUGUCUAGUAAUUGGUGUACUUUAUUUUGCAAUCCAUGUCAGCACAGGUUUCACCAGUAUUGCAGUAAAGCAUUUAAAGGGAAAAUACAGAAUUCUACUGCCAUUUUUCUUCAGUUGGUACCAUAUUCCCCCUGUUUUAAGUUACGUUUUGUAUGCAUUGGUGGGAUUAAUAGGAUUUAUGACCCAUUAUGUGCUGCCUCAGCUCCGAAAACAGCUCCCAUGGCACUGUUUUUCUCAUCCAUUGCUGAAAACCAAGGAAUACUAUCAAUUUGAAGUCCGCAAUGCCGCACAUGUUAUGUGGUUUGAGAAAGCUCAUAUAUGGCUUCUUUUUGUGGAGAAAAAUAUAAUCUAUCCCUUGGUAGUCCUCAAUGAACUCAGCAGCAGUGCAAAGGCUAUUGCUAGUCCAAAGAGAUUAGAUACAGAACUUGGUGCUUUAAUGAUUACUAUAGCUGGUAUGAAGUUGCUGCGCUCAUCUUUUAGCAAUCCAACCUACCAGUAUGUCACUAUCAUUUUUACAGUGCUUUUCUUUACGUUUGAUUACAAUCGAUUCUCUGAGACCAUGCUGCUAGACUUGUUCUUCAUGUCCAUACUCUUCAGCAAGGUGAGCAUGUCAUCUUGGGAACUUUUUUACAAACUAAGAUUUGUGUACACUUACAUUGCUCCUUGGCAAAUCACAUGGGGAUCUGCUUUCCAUGCUUUCGCCCAACCAUUUGCUGUGCCCCAUUCUGCAAUGCUGUUUGUCCAGGCAAUCGUGUCUGCCUUUUUUUCUACCCCUUUGAACCCCUUUGGAAGUGCAAUAUUUAUCACUUCUUAUGUCAGACCCGUCAAGUUCUGGGAGAGAGACUACAACACGAAACGGGACCACUCAAAUACAAGACUGGCUUCUCAGCUUGACAGAAAACCAGGUUCUGAUGACAAUAACUUGAAUUCAAUCUUCUAUGAACAUUUAACUCGCUCCCUUCAGCACAGCCUAUGUGGAGACUUACUCUUGGGGCGAUGGGGAAACUACAGUACUGGAGAUUGCUUUAUUCUUGCUUCCGACUACCUCAAUGCACUUGUACACCUUAUAGAGAUUGGCAAUGGCUUAGUCACCUUCCAGCUGAGAGGGCUUGAAUUCAGAGGAACUUAUUGUCAGCAACGAGAAGUAGAAGCUAUCACUGAAGGGGUUGAAGAAGAUGAAGGGUUUUGUUGCUGUGAACCUGGUCAUUUCCCUCAUGUGUUGUCUUUUAAUGCUGCCUUUGGCCAGCGUUGGCUCGCUUGGGAAGUUUUAGUCACAAAGUAUGUCUUGGAGGGUUACAGCAUAACUGACAACAGCGCUGCUUCCAUGCUUCAGGUCUUUGAUCUAAGGAAAAUACUCACCACAUACUAUGUCAAGGGUAUCAUCUAUUAUGUAAUAUCCUCUCCCAAGCUAGAGGAAUGGUUAUCAAAUGAAACAAUGCAGGAAGGAUUGCAGCAAUGUGCAGAUCAAAAUUACGUAGAUGUAGACCCUACAUUUAAUCCUAAUAUUGAUGAGGAUUAUGAUCAUCGGCUAGCAGGGGUUUCAAGAGAGAGUUUUUGUAUAAUUUAUCUCAACUGGGUAGAAUAUUGCUGCUCUCAGAGAGAAAAACCACUCAAUGCAGAUAAGGAUUCUUCUCUGGUUACCCUUUGCUACGGACUGUCUGUUCUUGGUCGGAGAGCUCUGGGAACUGCUUCACAUCAUAUGGCUAGUAAUCUGGAAUCUUUCCUGUAUGGGCUCCAUGCCUUGUUUAAAGGAGACUUUCGUAUAUCAUCAAUUCGAGAUGAAUGGAUUUUUGCAGACAUGGAAUUACUGAGAAAAGUGGUGGUCCCUGGAAUACGCAUGUCACUAAAACUGCAUCAGGAUCAUUUCACCUCUCCUGAUGAAUACGAUGAUCCUGCUGUUCUCUAUGAAGCUAUCACAACGCAUGAACAAAACCUGGUUAUAGCUCAUGAGGGGGACCCAGCUUGGCGAAGUGCUGUACUUUCCAAUUCUCCCUCCCUACUUGCCCUUCGCCAUGUGAUGGAUGAUGGCACCAACGAAUACAAGAUCAUCAUGCUGAACAAGCGCUAUCUAAUCUUCAGAGUCAUUAAAGUAAAUAAGGAAUGUGUCCGUGGCCUUUGGGCUGGGCAGCAGCAGGAAUUGGUCUUCUUACGCAAUCGAAACCCAGAAAGAGGAAGCAUCCAAAAUGCCAAGCAAGCUUUGAGGAACAUGAUCAACUCAUCUUGUGAUCAGCCUAUUGGAUACCCAAUUUAUGUCUCACCUCUGACAACUUCAUAUUCUGAUAGUCAUGAACAGCUAAGAGAGAUUCUUGGUGGUGCCAUCAGUCUGGGAAACAUCAAGAACUUCAUAGUAUCUACUUGGCACAGGUUAAGAAAAGGUUGUGGUGCUGGUUGCAACAGUGGAGGAAACAUUGAAGACUCGGAUGCUGGAGGUGGUGCUUCCUGCACAAGUAAUAGUGCAACUGUCAAUGAUUCUCAGAGCAGCGUAUCUCAAGGAGGUGGAAAUGUAACUGUUGGACAGGGAUCUGGAGUAGGAUUGCAACCCCCUGUCUCCUCUCAUCCAGUCACCCUAGGCACCAGCCAGAGUGCUCAUUCUGUGCAAUCAAGCCUUAUCAGACAUUCCCCUGCUCGUGCUUCAGCCAGCCAGUCAACUUACUGCUACAGCAGUCGUCAUUCAUCCCUCCGGACAUCCACCACAGGCUUUGUGCCUUGCCGACGGUCUUCCACCAGCCAGCUUUCCCUUCGCAAUCUUCCAUCGUCCAUACAGUCCCGUCUUUCCAUGGUGAACCAAAUGGAACCCACUAACCAGACUGGUGUUGCCAAUAUGCAGAAUGGCCUCCCUUCUUCAAGCAGUUCCAGUCAGAGCAUCCCAGUCUGCAAACAACAUGCCCUUGUUGGCUUUUUAGGGAACGAUGGAAUGUCGAACGUCACUGAUUCACAGGCAGGCACAAAUGUGAGCCCUGUGAACCAGACACGAACCAAAAGGGAUGAUGUUGUUUACAGAAUUCAGAUAAUAGAUCCUAGCCAGGUUUUGGAAGGGAUCAACUUAUCCAAAAGAAAAGAACUGCAGUGGCCAGAUGAAAUGAUAAGACUAAGGGCUGGAAGAAACAGCUGGAAAGACUGGAAUCCUCAGGAAGGCAUGGAAGGCCAUGUGAUUCACCGUUGGGUGCCUUGCAGCAGAGAUCCAGGGCAUAGGUCCCAUAUAGACAAAACCAUCUUGCUCGUCCAAAUUGAAGACAAAUAUGUUGCGGUGAUUGAAACCGGAGUCCUGGAACUUGGGGCUGAAGUGUGACCAUCUUGGACAAUUAAUGCCUAGUCCAUCUCCACAAUGUUUAGAAAUGAAGUAAGGAGUCUCAGAAGGCUACCCUAACAGCUCAAGUAAUAGGAAGAGACUUGAAAACAAAGUUAAGGGUAGGAUGUCAGUCCCCAAAAGAAUUAAGGGGGUGCUUUUGAUAUUUUUCAAGUUAGCUACUGAAGAAAAUAUUGUGCAUGAAGGGUAAAAAGGAUAUAUCUUUGCUUUAUACAUUAUUUUAUCCAUUGCAAUGCUUUAAAACAACCCCACAUUUUCCAAGUUUCAAAACAGGAGCAUCUCAAUUUUUUCUAAUUGUCUUGCCAAAAAUAUUUUGUCUCAUUAAUGUAGAUUCAGUUCAUUUUUUUAAAGCAGCUGAAAAUGGUAUAAAUGUUGAGGUCAGUGUGAAGCUGAAUAGAAUGUCUCAUUAACUGCAAGUAUACUAGAUUUUCUUCUAAGUGGGAAAAAAGAUCAUUGAGAAAACUGCACUAUUUUUUUAUGGCAAUGCACUACAAAAAUCUGAGAUUGCUCAGAACAUUUAUUGAUAUAUAUAUAUAUAUAUAUAUAAGAAAAUACCGUUAUUUAAAUUGCCUUUGGGAUUAUCCACCUCCUCCAUCAUAUUCAUAUGAUGGUAGGAAAGACCAUUGGUUCAUUUUUGGCUAAAAAAUUUCCCAACAACUUAUUUAUUCUGUCCUAUUUACAAUAUAUGGUAGAUUAACCAGUAAUUACAGAAGAAAACUCCAGGGAAGCCUAACUCAUGGUAAAAACCAAUUGAUAGCAUAAAUUUUAUCUUUUUAUAUAAUGGGCUCAAUCAUACAAUUGUGCAUUUUCUUCUUCUUUUGUUACUUUCUAAUAUGGAGUCAACAAAAAUAUGUUACUGGGCUCCUUUGAAAAAAAUGUUUGCUUUUGUUUUCAUGGAAAACUGGAUGAGAUACAUUGUUUUAAAUAAGGUUGUGACUUUAUCUCUAUUCUGGGACUUAUUCCUUUAUUAAGCAAAAUAGUUUACUUUUUUAAAAAAAUUAAAGGAUAAAAAUCAGAAGGCAUGUUGUAUCAUAUUAUCUGUAUCAUUUUGCGUUUUAGCUCCCUUUAGUUGCUAUUAUGUUCUGUGACUUGAAUUCAUUUUCAAUAAUUAUAUAUAUUCUAUAAUAAUUGUACUUUGCAUAUAACUGUGAAAUUGAUUUAUGUUGCAUAUCAUCGAUUUUUACUGAUUGGAAUUUUUAGUGUGUGUUUUCAGGGAAACAAGUUAUUCAAACAGCAACAGAGUAAGGGGACAAAGUUGCAAUUUUUAUCUUGCUAUUUCUAUGACUUGCUCACAAUGUUAAUGGAAAGUUUUAUAUGUAGUGAUUGUUUUUUUCAGUGAUCUGAAACUUUGGGCUCAAUGGGAAACAAAACAAUUUGCAGUUUUAGCUUUUAGAAGCAGCCAUCUUUUACUUUUGAACUAUUCCUAUGUUAAUUAUGCAUGGGUGAUCUUACAAACAAGAAGUUGCAGUGAAACAUAACCAUCGUACACUUAAUGAACUCAAACUCAAAUAAUCUCAUAACAAUCUGACACCAUAAAAAACAGCCUUUAUGGCUUGCUGAGUAUAUUAAAAUAAAAUCCAAAUGCCAUUCUUACUGCAUUACAGUCUUGACAAUAUUUUGCAAAGCUAUUCACUGCUGCAGAUAACUUGCUAGAAUCUGAAAAUCACAACAUUUGUCCCAGGGAGCAGCAUUAACAAUAAAAUAUAGAAAAAAGCUUCCAAAAGAUUUUGCUGUUCUGGUAAAAUAUACAUCACCUGCUAAUGUCUGAAUGCCCACACAUAUUUUCAUCAUUUUAUGAACAAGAGAAAAAUUAUUUUCUGAGUUUUGGUCAGCCAUCUUACUUCACAUUUUAAUUGACAAUUAAAUAUUCAUUUAUCUUUUUGACCUUCCCAAAAUAGAAAGAAAAUGCAAUCUACCUUUCAAAAAGAUUAAUCAGUCAUUUUGAAUAUAUGAAAUUCAUUGACAAAGAGAGUGCUUUUGAAGGUUAACUUGAAUGAGGCAAUGAACACUGUAAUAUGGAAAAUUGGAUUUUUCUGAUAAGAUUUUUCUUUCCUUUUUUUAAUUAUUAAUAGAACAGAAAUGGCACUCUGUGACAUAGGAUACUCCCACACUACUGAUUAUAUUUGAAACUAAACAGGUAUCUUGAAAGAGAGGAUAAUUUCAAGACUUCUAAUAUAUCUAGAUACAUUUAGAAUGUGAUAAAUUUAGUUUAAAUAAUUGAAAACAAAUUAUUUGAUUAGUACAAUCUCAAUCACACUUUUGAUACAUAUAAAUCUCAUCUAAUUAGCAUUUGUGAAAAUUAUAUCUAGUUUUAUUUGCAGAUUUUUAAGAUGUUCAUCUCCCAAUAAUUUGGUGGAUUAUCCUUUAUGUAGGAUUAACAAGUAUUUAUGAAACUUUUUUCUUUGCUUGUUGUGGUAUAUGAACUUGGAAGCCAAAUUAAUUGUUUUGCAGUUUUUCAUAUGUGGACUCGGUGGCUUUCUUCAUUUAAUUUCUCCGAACAGUUAUGACAAGCAUUCUGAAAACUUUACAAUAUUGUUUUUUUGCAUUUGAUACUAAGUCUUGUACAAAACUAGUAAUCCACUAAAUUAAUUUCUAGAUUAAGCUAUAAUAUUUAUGUAGAAAAAGUUUAUGAAAGUUCAUUUGCCUACUAUCAAUGUUUAUAAAAAUAUGCAUAAUAAACUGAUAAUCCAACUAGGCAUUAAUUUAAUGUAAAAUCACAGACAUAUAUACUUAGCUUCCCAGUUAAUAUUUUGGGAAAUGAAACGAGAAAUUUAUUUUACCUCGUGAAAUGCUUUAAUUUUCAUAAAGAACAAAAUCUUAUUAUUGCUCAAUAUUGAGGUAAUAUUCUGUAGAUGUUCUUGUAACCUAGGAAAUAGAUAUGGAGGGAAGAAAAUGUUUUGAAAAAUUAUAUCUUUUACAAGGUGUUUUUUUUUUAUUUGUUGCUUUUUCUACUCAUGCUUGCUGCUGUUGGAGAAUGACUAGUUGCAUAGUUGCAAUGUUAUGUGAAAUAUUGAAUAGAUGGUACGGAGUGUUAUGGAAGAGGCCUUUGAAAUCUUAGAUUUGGGGGCACAUUUUACCCAAACUGACAUUGAAAUGCCUUCUUAACAGAUGGGAUGAAGCAGUGAUGCCAGCCCUUCAGUUCUAUAUAUUUUAAGUGGUAAUAACUCUACCAAUGGACUAGUGCAUUUGAAAGAGCUUUUCAGAGCAUACCUAAAUAUUUCAUAUUAGCUGUAGGUUCAACCACCAUGGUUUUAUAUACCUAGUUUUAUUAAGAGAGAUUUUUCUUACCUAUUAUAUAGGUUCUACUUGUCUGGUCCUACUUGGUGAUUGGAAAACUGAUGCCAUUAGCCCUGCAAUGCUAGACAGUAUAAGAAUUAUAGCAGUAUUUAAUGUGUGCCUUAGUAAAAUGGUGGUGAGUACAUAAGACCUUGGUGGGAGCUACUGCCCAUAUCUAAUUGUCCCCAAAUUUUUUAAAAGAUGGCUGCUCUAAAAGGCUUCAUAGAUUUCUAUACACCGUUCAUCAGCAAACAUGUUUGAAAAUACCAUUUAGAUAUUUAUACUAACUUUACAGAUGACCCAAAUGGAUGACAAAAGUCACAACGGUUAAAAGUCAGACUUGUUACUCCUUUAUGAACUCAGCCAGAUAAUGAACUGCUUAUUAUUACCUUAAAUGAUGGGUGAGGGCAAAGAUAAAAUGAGUUGGAAAAUGGAAUAUGUGCUUUGCAUUUACCAGCAUAUGGAGAACUUGCCAGGGAUAGGGUUAUGUGUACUUUGUAUGUGUCGGUGAGAGUAUGAGCGCGUGGGUGUGUGUAUGUUUUUUUGAAACAGCCUGUAAAUAUUGUCGCUGUUUAAAACUGGGAAAAGUUGACAGGAUUUGUUUGUAACAUGUUGCUUUGAAAAGACAGUAUUGACAGUGAAGAAACAAUGAAAUUAAAAAAAAAAUCUUCUUGUCCCUUGUUUUA